Molecule: messenger RNA, 3347 nt
Organism: Silurus meridionalis
Lineage: Eukaryota; Metazoa; Chordata; Actinopteri; Siluriformes; Siluridae
Gene: eef1a2
Product: eukaryotic translation elongation factor 1 alpha 2
Exons: 8
Coding region: 188-1579 (463 amino acids)
Biological process (GO): translational elongation; translation
Molecular function (GO): GTPase activity; GTP binding; translation elongation factor activity
Source: RefSeq, a predicted model, not a curated record
UCACUUAAACUGCUGCAUUGCGUUCCCUGGGCAGACACAGUUCGACUGUGCCAGCCCCAGUGUUCUUGAGUGUACAGAUGAACACAUUGAGCUGCAUGUAUACAGCUGCAGGUGGAUAACUUUACUGCAGGGGAACACUGGGUGGACACAUUCUCUCUCCCACCUCCACAUCUGUAAUUCCUUCGUUAUGGGGAAGGAGAAGAUUCAUAUUAAUAUAGUCGUGAUUGGCCAUGUCGAUUCUGGGAAGUCCACUACCACCGGCCACCUUAUUUAUAAGUGUGGUGGCAUUGACAAGAGAACCAUUGAAAAAUUCGAGAAGGAGGCUGCAGAGAUGGGGAAAGGUUCAUUUAAAUAUGCUUGGGUUCUGGAUAAGCUAAAGGCAGAGCGAGAGAGAGGUAUCACAAUAGACAUUUCCUUGUGGAAGUUUGAGACCUCUAAAUACUACAUCACGAUCAUUGAUGCUCCAGGACACAGAGAUUUCAUCAAAAACAUGAUUACAGGGACCUCCCAGGCAGAUUGUGCUGUUCUUAUAGUGGCAGCUGGGGUAGGUGAAUUUGAGGCGGGUAUCUCUAAGAAUGGACAGACACGUGAACAUGCCUUGCUGGCAUACACACUGGGUGUCAAGCAGCUGAUUGUUGCCGUUAACAAAAUGGACUCCACAGAGCCUUCUUACAGUGAGAAGCGCUAUGAUGAAAUCGUUAAAGAGGUCAGUACUUACAUUAAGAAGAUUGGCUACAGCCCUGCCUCUGUACCCUUCGUCCCUAUUUCUGGGUGGCAUGGAGACAACAUGCUGGAACCGUCCGCUAAUAUGACAUGGUUUAAAGGCUGGAAACUUGAGAGGAAGGAACAACAUGCCAGUGGAAUCACUCUUCUUGAGGCCUUGGACACUAUCAUGCCUCCCACUCGUCCUACUGACAAGCCUUUACGCCUUCCUCUGCAGGAUGUUUACAAAAUUGGGGGUAUUGGCACAGUACCUGUAGGCAGGGUGGAAACUGGCAUCCUGCGUCCAGGCAUGGUGGUGACUUUUGCCCCUGUCAAUAUAACCACAGAAGUAAAGUCUGUAGAGAUGCACCAUGAGUCCCUGAGUGAAGCGGUACCAGGUGAUAAUGUAGGAUUCAAUGUGAAGAAUGUGUCAGUUAAGGACAUUCGCAGGGGAAAUGUGUGUGGAGACAGCCGGUCCGACCCACCCCAAGAAGCCUCAGGCUUCACAGCACAGGUUAUUAUUCUAAAUCAUCCAGGGCAAAUCAGUGCUGGCUACUCCCCUGUACUUGACUGUCACACGGCUCACAUUGCCUGCAAGUUUGCAGAGUUGAGAGAGAAGAUUGACCGCAGGUCAGGGAAGAAACUGGAAGACAAUCCUAAAUAUUUGAAGUCUGGAGAUGCUGCUAUUGUGGAUAUGAUUCCAGGCAAACCCAUGUGUGUGGAAAGUUUUUCUCAGUACCCUCCUUUGGGACGCUUUGCUGUGCGAGAUAUGAGACAAACCGUUGCUGUUGGGGUCAUAAAGAAUGUUGAAAAGAAAAUUGGUGGGAGUGGCAAAAUCACCAAAUCUGCCCAAAAAGCUCAGAAAGCAGGAAAGUGAAAAUUGUUCCCAAUGUAGUCCCUGACAUCUGUUAUCAUGCCGCAGCAGCCCCCAUAAUUAUAUCUGGGCAUGAUCACCUGGCCUAUUGCAUUUUGUUCCCAUGCUACAUCACUGACUGGAUGAUAGCCAUCAUAAUGUGAAUGACACAAAAAUAUUUAUUGAAUGUUUGACAUGUCUUUGUUGUAAUUUUAGCUUUUAGACUUUUACUAUAACGUAUAUUAAUACAGAUGUUAUGUAUAUGUAAAUGUGUAUAAAAUUCACACAGUAAAAAGCUUCCAUUUGAGGUUUGUGCUGAAGUCAUAAAACGAGAGAUCAGGUUAACGACUUGUACUGGAUUUAUUCCAAGCUGAACUAAGAGUGAUUCCUGUUCAUAUCAAUCCUGUUUUUGUAAGCCUGGCUUAAUGAAAGAACCAUUUAGAGGAAAUGAAAUUAUUCUGUUUGACAUUUUACAUGGGCUCUAACCUAUUGUUUAUAAGGACAGUCAGUUCAUAACACAGUUUAUUUGAACUGCAUGAGGGGAAAGUUGUAACUCUUUUAGGAAUAAAAGAAUAAUAAAGUGUGAGGUUUUAGAGUUGAAGCGCGCUAUGUUAUGACCCCGUCUCUUCUUUUAAUGAAAUGUACUUUAAAACACUUAAUUUCAAGAAACCUUUUAAACACACACUUCAUGAAUAAUAAUAAUAAAAAACUUUCUGUGCUGCCACUCUGAAUCAAACUGUCUUAUUCAACAGAUUUCUGAAUUAACAAAAAAUCCCUGAGACAGUGAAGGACAGUAGCUGAUGAACACUUUUUCUUGAGUUUUUGUUUAGAAAUUAUCUUCUGCCUAGAUCACAGAAGGCUCAGUAAUAGCGAGAUUAAGCCUUUAAUCACAUACAGCUGGCUUUUCUAAUAGCCUUUCAAUGGUUCACAGAGUUUUCUAAAACAAAUCAAUGUUAGUAAAUCACUGAUUAGCUGAUAACGACCCUGUUUACAAUUAAUAACACAUGUCUACAAACUUGUCGCAUACAAGUCACUUGGGCUUGUUUUGCAAGUCUUGGAAUGCUUCUAAGAAAAAGUUAUUUUAAAGUCCAUUUCCUCUGAGAGUAAAAUGAGAACAGUAGUGAUCUGGAACAUUUUAACACUGAAGCAUCCACACUCAAAGAAGGAAAGUGAAACUGGACCAGAAACUCUCAAAAAUGUAGUGUACCAGUGUGUAGUAAAAAGAGAUUAAAAGUCAUGCUUUCAGUAAAAGAAAAAAUGCAUGUAUACACCUAAUCUCAGUUUUUUUUACCCACUGACCAUUUUGUUUUAUUUGCAAUUAUUGUAUACAUGGUGUGAAUAGAGUUUCAUUAUGUGUACUUCAUAACUUUAUGCACAAGCAAUAUUUAUUCUUAGAUUUAAUUAACUGAUAUAUAGAUAAGUACAUAUACUACUUUAAUGAUAAAUGUUUUUGUAAUAAUAAUAUUAUUAUUACAUAUUAUUGUAUACAUAUCUGGAAAUGGUCUGCAAGUUUUAUGGGUUUCAAGCAAUUUGUAGUGGGUUAAAAUGGUUAAAAAGGCUUCUAUGAGGUUAAAAAUUAAACCAACAUAAUUCACCCAAGACCUUUUUACACCUUUAAUAUGAUAUAGCAACCAACAAAAUUGAUUACACAAAAUUGAAUGACAACACUAAACUAGAUGCAUAAAUGUGCACACUUCUUUUAUUAAAAAUCUAUUGCUUUACAAAUAUUUCCACUUGGAAGACUUUGUUGGCAUUUUUGUUUGUACUGCAUAUCAUUGGCUCUGUACAUGUA